Messenger RNA from Sardina pilchardus (European sardine), 989 nucleotides. RefSeq names its product CD209 antigen-like protein E. The coding region runs from base 49 to 612 and encodes 187 amino acids. Gene Ontology annotation, molecular function: signaling receptor activity. NCBI's taxonomy places the organism in Eukaryota, Metazoa, Chordata, Actinopteri, Clupeiformes, Clupeidae. The transcript is spliced from 5 exons. The record is from RefSeq and is a predicted model, not a curated record.
GAGAGGAACAACAUCCUCAGUAAACAGGCAGCAGUACUGCAAAGUAACAUGGAGACGACUGUGGACAUGAACGACUAUCAGAACUCCCCUCAUGGCCAACAUGCCCAGGCCCCUGCAUGCCGACAUCACAAAGAGUACAGAUUGUACAGACUGAUUGCAAUGAGUUUUGGGAUUCUCUGUGUUCUGCAAGUGGCUCUUAACAUCUCCCUGCAUCUUGCUGGAAGAUCUUGUCCAGUGGGGUGGUUUACAUAUGGUUCCAGCUGUUACUAUCUUUCAACCUCACGCAGAAACUGGACUGAUAGCCGUGACCAGUGCCUAGAGAGGGGAGCAGAUCUGAUUGUUAUAAACAGUCAAGAGGAGCAGGAAUUUGUAAGAGCGCUCUCCGUGCAUGCUUGGAUUGGUCUCAGCUGCAGCGAAAAAGACAGGGUCUGGAAAUGGGUAGAUGGUGCACCCCUGACCAAUGGCACUGGAUAUUGGUCGCGAAGAGAGCCCAACAAUGCGAGAGGGAUGGAGAACUGUGUUGAAACAUGGGCUCGUGACCCAUCUCUUCAGACCUGGAAUGAUGGCAGAUGUGAAUAUGAAUUACAGUGGAUAUGCGAGAAGGCACCUUAGUCCAACGGGUGCAAAAUGGAGGCAUUAUGAGUGAUUUUGAGCUACAGUACAUUGGUCUAGUACAAUGCUGUUUGUAAAGAUCAUUAUUCACAUUUUGACUUUUGACAUGAUAACCACAAUAUACAGGGCUCUUUUACUUCCUUAAGUGGGCCAAGAAUUGAGUAAGUGGGAAAUCCCUGGGUCUGGGUAAGAAAAUAUGAUGUGGCUAAUAUGAAGUCAUCAAAACUGUCAGCCGUCAUGUGACUGAAAUUGCAUGACUUCAUGAUUGGUCACAGAAAUACGCAGGGCCCUCUCGGAAGUUGAGUGAGUUCAGUGAUUUAUGAUUUUGACUAUAUCAACGAUGUAAAUUUGUCAAAAAUAAAACAAGGUUCCUUAUU